CGGCUCGCGGGUCUGGUUCUGUCCUGGCGGCCCACCGAUCCUGCCGGCUUCGUGCUUGCAUCGAUCUCGCGCCGUCCAGAGCCCUCUGCCAUACUCGCCAAGGCAGCGCCGCUCCUACCGAUCGAUCGAUCCGAUACUGCUGCAUCGAGACAGAUAUGAGCAGCGCAUACGCCACGGAGCCUCCGACCAAGGGCAAGGUCAUCAUUCACACAUCCUCCGGCGAUCUGGAGAUCGAGUUGUGGCCCAAAGAAACGCCCAAGGCAUGCCGAAACUUUGUUCAGCUAUGCAUGGAGGGCUAUUACGACGGCACCAUCAUCCACAGAGUUGUCAAGGACUUUAUUGUCCAAGGAGGCGAUCCUACAGGAACGGGCAAUGGUGGAGAGUCCAUAUACGGAUCGCCGUUUCCAGAUGAGUUCCAUUCCCGGUUGAGAUUCAGUCACCGAGGUCUCCUGGCGAUGGCCAACACCGGACCAAACACAAAUCAGACCCAGUUUUUCUUCACUCUGGACAAGACUGAGGAGCUCAAUAAGAAGAACACUAUCUUUGGCAAGGUAGUUGGCGACACCAUUUACAACCUACUCAAGAUCGGCGAGUCCGAGGUCAACGAUGAUGAGCGGCCAAUCUACGACGUCGUCAUUCGGUCCACAUCGAUACUCUCGAACCCCUUUGACGACAUCAUUCCUCGCACUACCGCAGCCGAAAAAGCCGCCAAACUUGCUGCCGAGAGACUGGAGGCGCAACGACGAACGGAAAUCAAAAAGCCCAAGGUCAAAAAGAAUCUGAAGCUUCUCUCCUUCGGCGAAGAGGAAGAAGUGCAGGCCGAUGCCAGCCCCGGUUUUAAAAAGGUCACUAGUAGCCACGAUGCUCUCACGGAUGAUCCGCGCUUGAGACCUCAGUCUGCCAUCAGUUCCGAUGAGCUGAAGGCACCCCAGUUAUCCGAUGCAAGAACAGAACACUCGGUCGCGACACCUGCCCGUGCCAAUCAGCUCAAAUCAUCAAAUCGCCGUCCCGGUAGUAGUGAUGGUCAUAGUAGCGCAUCCGAUUAUGAUAGCGAGGGAGAGAGCGAAGCCGUCCGCCAUCGGCCAAAGCGUCCAAAAACUGAAAGCUCUGUCGGAUCCCCAGUCGCCUUUGGGUCCAAGGCUAAAAUGAUGAGUCUUCAAAGCGAGUUGACCCAGCUCACGAAGGAGAUCCGCGGGAUUGGCAGUUCCAAAGAAUCUUCCGAAGGCUUGAGCAAGGGUAGUUCCAAGAAAGGAUCAUCCUUUGUCGAUGCCUUUCGAUCGCAGUAUGGAGGCACCAGUAGCCUCAGACGGAAGGGCAAUGAAGGCGAUGUGCUCAAGACAUUGGAGGCAUUCCGGCUGAAGCUCCGCAAUUCCGAUGCACCUGCUUCCUCUCCUCGCAAUGAAAACGGCCGGCAGGAUGAGUGCCGAUUGCAUGGGCUUCGAAACUGCAAAUCAUGCUAUAGUGCCGAUGACGACGAAGGCGAUGAUGUUGGUUGGAUGGCCCAUCAGCUAAAGUUUGCACGGGAGGCCGCCAACGUCUAUGAGCCCAAAGUUGAUGACUAUGCAGUGUUUGAUCCCCGGGCUGAGCUUCAGAGCGGCGAUGCACAGCGCAAGCCCAGAGCCAAGGAGCCGCAGCGAUCGAGCCGGGAUACAGAGAAGCCGCCAAGAAACUCAAGGGUCUAGACAGUGCUGCUUCCGAGUGAGGAUAAUAUACCGUCCAAUCGCCUGGUGAUAUUGAGGCAGAAGUGUGGUUGACUGAUGCCUGAAUCUACAUGCGUUCGAUCCCGCCGUGUGCCAGCCAAGCCCGAUCGUGGCUGCAGUGGACAACGAACAGAAACGGCUGAGCAUCUGGAUUGCCGCUUCGUCAAAAUUGACAUGAAACGACUCGUCAAUCAGAAGUCACGGACUCGUCACCACCGUUGUUACCGCUGCUACCGUUGCUUACAGCCAAUCCAAUAAAAACGGGACACCCGGAUUUUGGUGGUUGGUGAAUGUUAUCACUCAA
Messenger RNA from Polychytrium aggregatum, 2004 nucleotides. RefSeq names its product peptidyl-prolyl cis-trans isomerase CWC27. Gene Ontology annotation, molecular function: peptidyl-prolyl cis-trans isomerase activity. NCBI's taxonomy places the organism in Eukaryota, Fungi, Chytridiomycota, Chytridiomycetes, Polychytriales. The transcript has 11 exons. Gene Ontology annotation, cellular component: catalytic step 2 spliceosome. Gene Ontology annotation, biological process: protein peptidyl-prolyl isomerization. The coding region runs from base 156 to 1682 and encodes 508 amino acids. The record is from RefSeq and is a predicted model, not a curated record.